This is a messenger RNA of Drosophila santomea, 4292 nucleotides long. It is a transcript of the gene sv, whose product is annotated as paired box protein Pax-5. Gene Ontology annotation, molecular function: RNA polymerase II cis-regulatory region sequence-specific DNA binding; DNA-binding transcription factor activity, RNA polymerase II-specific. Gene Ontology annotation, biological process: regulation of transcription by RNA polymerase II; anatomical structure development. The transcript has 13 exons. The coding region runs from base 101 to 2644 and encodes 847 amino acids. NCBI's taxonomy places the organism in Eukaryota, Metazoa, Arthropoda, Insecta, Diptera, Drosophilidae. The record is from RefSeq and is a predicted model, not a curated record.
AAAUUCUUAAAUCAUUCAAGUUAUUUAACAUUAAACACUAGAGAAGAUUGAGUUCGGCUUUUAAUAAAAGAGGGAACUUAAACUCUCUAUUGAAUCCUUGAUGCUUAUAAUGGAUGUACAGACAUCUUCACAUCAUAGCCACGGGCUCGGGACACUAUCACAUGAGCUCCAACAUCGUAUUUUACAGCCGCACAUUCUACACUUAAGUCAAGAAGAAAGCCCUAAUACAAGUACAGCCCAGCUAGAGCACGAUUCCCAAAAUCUGCAACAACAUCACCUAUCUCAUCAUCAGCAACAUGUCGUUCCUCCGACUUUGCACAAUUUACAGAACUCCCGCACUGGUGAUAGUCUGAGCACUACUAUCAAUACUAAUCAAAAUCGGCAAGGUCAUCAACAUCUUUCCGGAAGUAACGUGUAUACCUCACCCCAAAUGGAAGAUAAGUCAAAAGCGAACAAGUUUGAUGAAUAUUCAAACAGGAUACUGAUCAACGUUUCGGAUACGAAUACGACGCCAUCUGCUAACAAUUUCAUGUCACAGGCCCAAGGCGUGGAGUGGAUAACAGCCAUGAACGAAGUUCCAAACGGGGCAGAAGACUCACACAGUUCGCAGGGCAGUAUUUCUGGUGAUGGUCAUGGAGGCGUUAAUCAACUUGGUGGCGUAUUCGUUAAUGGUCGCCCACUUCCCGAUGUCGUUCGUCAGCGUAUUGUGGAGCUGGCCCACAAUGGUGUCCGCCCAUGUGACAUAUCACGUCAAUUACGCGUUAGUCAUGGUUGUGUGUCUAAAAUCCUUUCAAGAUAUUAUGAGACUGGUAGUUUUAAAGCUGGUGUUAUUGGCGGCUCCAAACCGAAAGUGGCCACUCCUCCGGUUGUAGAUGCAAUAGCAAACUAUAAACGCGAAAAUCCCACAAUGUUUGCUUGGGAAAUACGAGAUCGACUUUUGGCAGAAGCUAUAUGUUCCCAGGAUAAUGUUCCCAGUGUUUCUUCUAUAAACCGAAUUGUAAGGAAUAAAGCCGCCGAGAAAGCCAAACACGUUCAUCAUCACCAGCAGCACCAUGUUCCACAGAGUCUCGGAGGGGGACAUAUUGCAACGGAAAGUCUUGACAGCAGCACUGGAACGAAUGGGGAACCGCAGCCACCAACUAGUAAUAGCAGUGCUAAUUCCGCAAACACAAACGUAUCGGCUACGGCGAGUGUACACGCAUCUAUUCCGACGUCAGGCACUGAUUCUGUCCAAGUUUCAGUCGGUCAUAUCAUUGGCAAUAGCAAUGAAACCAGGCAUAUAAACUCAGCGACUGAACAACGAACGACUGGAUAUAGCAUAAAUGGAAUUUUGGGAAUACAACAUGGCCACCACUCUCACAACAACAAUAACAACAGUAGCGUAAACAAUAACAAUAACACGGAAUCAAGUUGUAAACGCAAAAGAAUUGAAGCUCAUGAUGAGAACCGUGACGCAAAUAUACAUUCCGAAGAUGAUGGAAAACGGCAGCGUAUGUCAACGUACAGUGGCGAUCAACUGUAUCCAAAUAUUUGGUCAGGAAAAUGGUGUAUAAAGGAUGAGCACAAGCUCCUUGCCGAGCUAGGCAAUUUGACAACAGGCACCGGAAAUUGUGCUGCUGCAGCCUACUACGAAGCAUCGAACGGAUUUUCAACAAACCCAAUAACAGGAUCUGGUCCCACAGUAUCUGGCAGCGAUACUUCUAUGUUGUACGACAGUAUUACAACGAUUUCGCAAACUCAGAGUUCACUUUAUACACCAGCAAUCGGACCUUCAAUUGGAGCCAGUUCGCUUACCCCGUUAGUUCCUAUUAGUAUGCAUGAAAUGAAGUUUAGCACAAAUUCAAUACAGGAACAAACAGUCCCUCCUUUUUACACAGCUCUAGCAUUUGACGGAAACUACACAUCAAUGAACAGUGUGGAAACUUGUUCAUCCUUAGUCGGGCAAGAACACAUUGUUGUGACAGAAAGCUCGGAUCCGACAAUUCUUUGCCCGAUUAGUACUAGGAUUUCGCCAGACAAUACGGAAAAUAAUAGUACCUGUGUUAAGGAGUCCCUGACUAAUAGUGAUGGAGGCAGAGAAGAUAAUAAUACGGAACCUGAAAAGUCCAACUCUAAUUCGCAAUCCAGUGAUCAUAUUGCUUUGCCACAUCUACAUCAUAUAGAAGAAGAGCAAUUGAGAGGAAAUAGGCGAUCACACUUAAACACAAGUACACAUCCAUCUUCUCUAAUACUUCUGCAGGCGAGCGGAGGAACAUCGUCACUAAAUAUAAGCCCGUCUGACAAUCGAUCAGACGUUGAACUCAAUCUAAGUAACAACGUAGGUCUUUAUUCAACACCUACAGUGCUGCCAAGUUUUAAUCACUACUCCGCAGGCUGCAGCUCAGUUGGGCCCGGCUCAGAUUACGCCUACAAUCCUGCAUAUACACAAUAUGGCGGAGCUUACGGAUCCUAUGGUUAUGGCACUGGCAGUGGCUUGAUAAAUUCGUCCUACUACUAUGAGAACGGUCAAACUCAGUUACCAUUAACACAAGAUCUGCGUUCACCUUUAGCUGCAACGCGCGCCAACUCUCUAGCAUCAGCUGCAUCACCUGGAAGCGGAAGUGCGUGCACAAAAUCCGAAUCGUCGGACAUUUUUCUUGCUUAAUUAAGCUUAAUAUAUAUAUAUGGUAAUUAAGUUUAAAGUACUCACAUCACAGAUACUUCAUUUAAUUUACAUAAAUAAAACAUAACAUUUACAUAAAUAAUUGAUCUUUGAAAUGUUUAGUUUUUGUUAAAUUAUUUCUCAGUGUUUCUUUUUACUGUAAAUACUCACCACCAGUAUGAUUUACAAUGAAUCAAAUUAUACAAAAUCUUAAUAACAACAUAGUUUGAAAAUGCAAGAUUAAAUGAGAAGAAUCUCUAAUUUUUCUCGAAAAAUGCAUUUAUAAGAAUUUUAAUUAGAAUAAUUUUUAAACUUUAUAACCUGAAUUUUUCCUCUCUGCCCAAUAAGAACGGGACUUUUUAAGCAUAUACAAGCAUACAAACAUCACUACAUUUAAAAAAAAUUGUCAAAAGGAAAACUAAAAGAUUAUUGUUUAUUUAUUAUAAAAACGUGCAUUUAUUGAUAAAUUUAGGUUACAAUUUAAGAAGGUAUAUUUAUAAGAGAAGAAUACAAAAUAUUACAAAAAUAGUAAACUACUGACUACUCACUUACAUAUGAAACCAAAAUGCCCAGGCAAAAUUAACCAAAAACGUUAGAACGAAAGUUUAAAAAACUUCAGAAAUAUCUUUAAAUUAAAUAUUGUUUAAGCAACAAAAUUAAAUUUAAUGUAAAAAUGUAAAUAUUUAAAUGACUAUUAUAAAAUAAAAGCGUAAAUAUAAAAGUCUUUGCACAAUUAUACCUCGGUGCGCAUCUUAUUCAAAAAACUAUAAUGUUAUUAACUAUAAUAUAACAUUUAUUUCACGUUAACUAAUCUACAAUCUGCAAUAAUAUUUUUUACAUUAUUUGUACUAUUAUUAUUUAAAAAUUUUGGUCUACUGAACGAUCAAGGUAAAAUGCUUUGAUUGGUGAACUAAAAAAAUUAGUUACUUUGGCAAAAAGAAAUUUUGUGCAAACCUAAUAACACACUUCUUUAUUAGAAGCAUUUCUACAGUUUUAAAAUAACAAUUAACGUUGAAAACGUUUAUAUAUAUUUUACUUGAAAUUUUAUUUUUGUUUAGAAAAAAAAACGGCUACCACGCACAAGGUUCUAUUGGCCUUUGUAAUAUACACGUCUAACAUUAAAAACUUGGAACAUUGGUUCAUGAAAGAAUGGCCCAUUAAUUUAAAAUUAUAUUAAUGCUUUCAAAUUAGUGUUUAUAUUCUGUAUUAAAAUACUCUAGUAGACUUUGAACACAAUUUUUAAUUUAAGUUCUAUUCGUUGUUUAAUAGAUUUAGACUUAAGCUAGUUUUAACAACAAGUUAUAAUAGAAAAGCACAAACCAAAUUUAAAUGUAUUUAGACAUAAACAUUUAUGUAUCUUAAUAAAUUGACAAGUUAAAGAAAUAAUAUAAACAUUUCGUAUUUCAAUUUUUAUAUUGUAUAGCGACUCCGUAUCUCAAUUGUUAUAUUAUACAGCGACUCCGUAUCUAAGUUCUUAUAUUAUACAGCCACCAGAGCAGCGCUGUUACGAUAUAGUCGAGUUCCCCAACUAUCUGAUACUCGUUACCCAGCUAGUGGAAUUGCGAAGGAGUGACUUCAACACUGACAGUAUUUGGCGGUUUAAGUUUUUUUAGCAAAUCGAUAGAAAAUUUUUAAGACUAAUAAAAAAAUU